Caenorhabditis remanei is the source of this 525-nucleotide messenger RNA. RefSeq lists its product as uncharacterized. The record is from RefSeq and is a predicted model, not a curated record. Lineage: Eukaryota; Metazoa; Nematoda; Chromadorea; Rhabditida; Rhabditidae. The transcript has 2 exons. Gene Ontology annotation, molecular function: protein binding. Bases 1 to 525 code for a protein of 174 amino acids. Gene Ontology annotation, biological process: innate immune response.
AUGCCAAUAAAUAUUCUGAAUCUACCUGAUGAUAUCUUGAUCCAAAUUAUGCAAAGUUUAGAUGUCAAAACGAUACUCCUUCUCCGAAGAAUAUGCAGAAAACUCUUGAAUUUUGUUGAUGAAGUGAAACCAGAAAUUCGAUUAAAAUCAAUCUCUAUUUCAAUUCAUCCGGAUAAGAUAUCUGUUAUCUAUAGACCAGAUCAAGGAAUGUAUGCUAUCGAGUACCUCAACCGUACAUAUCAACGCGUUGUGACACGUGGAAAAGGUCUUAUUUUUAUAAAUUAUGACUAUUCGAAUGAUGGGAAGAUUCUCAAUAACGAAAACUACGUUGAGACUUUUCUGAGAGACUUUGAGAUGAUUUUGAAGUUACAGAAAACAGUUUUGAAGAAUUUUGAAUUGAAAUGGAUGUCUCACGAGGAGGAGGAAAAGGAAAAAUGUCAAAAUCUUAUUGAGAAACUGAAGAAGAUUUUGGAGCCGUAUCAGAAAGUUUUAGCAUGUGAUGUUAUGAAACUAAAUGUUUGUUGA